AUGGCUAUCACCAUACCGGAGCUGGACAACCUUGUCCGCUCCUUCUACGAAGGACGUGGCGAGCAGCAAAAGCAAGCUCAAGCCGCUCUCAACCAGUUCAAAGAAGACCAGGACUCAUGGCUCCUCGUCGACAACAUCCUCUCCGAGGCCUCCUAUCCUCAGACCAAGUACUUGGGCCUGCAGGUUCUGGACAGUGUGAUCAUGACGAGGUGGAAGGUUCUUCCCCGGGAGCAAUGUCAAGGCAUCCGCAACUUCAUCGUGCAAUUCAUUCUCCAGGUCUCGGGCUCCGAAGAGACCAUGAAAGCCCAGAAAACCCUCCUCAACAAACUCAACCUCGUCCUCAUCUCCAUCCUCAAGCAAGACUGGCCUCACAACUGGCCGACCUUCAUUAACGAAAUCAUAUCGGCAUGCCACUCGAGUCUAUCCGUCUGCGAGAACAAUAUGGUCAUCUUGCGACUGCUGUCCGAGGAGGUGUUUGACUACUCUGCCGAGCAAAUGACAUCGACCAAGACGCGCAACCUCAAGACCACCAUGUGCGCCGAGUUCUCCCAAAUUUUUACCCUCUGCCAGGAGGUUCUCAACUCGGCCACCCAGACUAGCCUCGUCAAGGCGACACUUGAGACGUUGCUGCGCUUCUGCAACUGGAUCCCUCUGGGCUACAUCUUCGAGACGAACCUUAUCGACACCCUGCGCACGCGCUUCCUUCCCGAGCCCGAGUUCAGAAAUGUCACCCUGCAGUGCCUUACUGAGAUUGGCGGCCUGCAGACGGGUGGCCCCGGGCAGCCAAACUCGUACGACGAGCAGCUGGUCAAGAUGUUCACCGAGGUUCUUAGUACCAUCUCCAACAUCGUUCCCAUCACCAUCGACCUCAAGACAACGUACCCUACCUCAAACUCCAGGGAUCAAGAGUUUGUCCAGAACAUGGCUUUGUUCCUCUCCAACUUCUUCGGCAUGCACCUGAGCCUUAUCGAGAACUUACCGAACCGGGAUUACCUUGCUCAUGGACACUUCUAUCUGAUCCGUAUAUCGCAAAUCGAGGACCGCGAGAUCUUCAAGAUCUGCCUCGACUACUGGCUGAAACUUGUCAACGAGCUCUACGAUGAGAUGCAGCAGCUCCCCAUGACCGAGCUCAACCCGCUGAUGGGUAUGGGCGGUGGCUUGUCCAACGCGGGCGCGCCCAACCCGGCGCUGUUGGCAAACUACCCGUUGCGUAAGCACAAGUACGGCGAGGUUCUGUCAAACCUCCGCCAGGUCAUGAUUGAAAAGAUGGUCCGCCCCGAGGAGGUUCUCGUCGUCGAGAACGACGAGGGAGAGAUUGUUCGUGAAUUCGUCAAGGAGAGUGACACGGUCCAGCUCUACAAGACUAUUCGCGAGUGUCUCGUGUACCUCACACAUCUAGACGUUACUGACACGGAGAAUAUCAUGACCGAGAAGCUAGCACGCCAAGUUGACGGCACCGAAUGGUCGUGGCACAACUGCAACGUUCUUUGCUGGGCCAUUGGUUCGAUUUCCCUGGCCAUGAACGAAGAGACGGAGAAGAGGUUCCUCGUGACUGUCAUCAAGGAUCUUCUCGGCCUGACUGAAAUGAAGCGCGGCAAAGACAACAAAGCCGUCGUCGCCAGUAACAUCAUGUACAUUGUCGGCCAGUACCCUCGCUUCCUGAAGGCGCAUUGGAAAUUCCUUAAGACGGUCGUCAAUAAGCUUUUCGAGUUCAUGCACGAGUCGCAUGAGGGUGUUCAGGACAUGGCUUGCGACACCUUCAUCAAAAUUGCUAGGCAAUGUCGCCGUCACUUCGUCGCUCUGCAGCCUAGUGAGAAUGAGCCGUUUAUCGAGGAGAUUGUUAGAAACAUGCACAAGAUCACUUGCGAUCUGACACCCCAGCAAAUCCACACCUUUUACGAGGCAUGCGGUUACAUGAUCGGCCGUAUUUUCCAUGAUAUGCUGCAAAUGUAUCAAGCAACCAGCCAGCUCAUUUCGGAGGCUGUCCAGAACCAGGGUGAGAUCGCCACGAAGAUGCCCAAUGUCCGGGGUCUGCGUACGAUCAAGAAGGAGAUUCUCAAGCUCAUUGAGACCUAUGUGGAGAAGGCCGAGGAUCUCAAUGCUGUUCGUCAACAGAUGGUGCCUCCCCUGCUUGAGUCCAUUCUCACCGACUACAACCGCAACGUGGCCGGUGCUCGCGAUGCUGAGGUCCUCAAGGCUAUCUCGGCCAUCAUCACCAAACUCUCCAGCCUCAUGGAGGACCAGGUUCCCAACAUUAUGGAGAACGUCUUUGAGUGCACCCUAGAGAUGAUCAACAAGGAUUUCUCCGAGUUUCCGGAGCACCGUGUGGAGUUUUUCAACCUCCUCCGGGCGAUCAACUUGCAUUGUUUCCCUGCGCUGUUGAAGUUGGACAACCGACAGUUCAAAUUCGUCAUCGACUCGUGCUCUUGGGCUUUCAAGCACGACAACCGUGACGUCGAGGCUGCUGGUCUCAAUAUGUGCCUUGAGCUUAUCAACAACAUUGCCGAAACUGACGUGCAGACGUCGAACGCAUUCUUCCAGCAAUUCUUCAUCACGAUUCUUCAGGAUGUGUUCUUCGUUCUCACCGAUACCGACCACAAGGCUGGCUUCAAGACACAGUCGAUGAUUCUGAUGAGGAUGUUCUACUUCGUGCACCCCGCCGAUGGUACUUCCCCCAAGAUCCAGGGCCCCAUCUACCCGCCUGAUCAGGCUCCUGGCGGCACGCCGAACAAGGAGUUCCUGGCCAACUUUGUUGCUCAGCUCCUCAAGGGAGCUUUCCCCAACCUCCAGCCUGCACAGAUUGAAAGCUUCGUUGAGGGUCUGUUCAACCUCAACACGACAUACGACAAGUUCCGUCUUAACCUGCGUGACUUCCUCGUAUCCCUCAAGGAGUUCGCUGGCGACAAUGCCGAGCUGUUCCUCAUUGAGAAGGAGCAGCAGGAGAAGGACGCUAAGGCAGCCGACUUUGAGCGUCGUGGCAAGGUCGGCGGUCUGCUGAAGCCUUCGGAGCUCGAGGACGACGAGCUGUGA
This is a messenger RNA of Verticillium alfalfae VaMs.102, 3030 nucleotides long. RefSeq names its product exportin-1. The record is from RefSeq and is a predicted model, not a curated record. Gene Ontology annotation, biological process: ribosomal large subunit export from nucleus; protein export from nucleus; ribosomal small subunit export from nucleus. The transcript has 12 exons. Bases 1 to 3030 code for a protein of 1009 amino acids. Gene Ontology annotation, molecular function: small GTPase binding; nuclear export signal receptor activity. Lineage: Eukaryota; Fungi; Ascomycota; Sordariomycetes; Glomerellales; Plectosphaerellaceae. Gene Ontology annotation, cellular component: cytoplasm; nucleus.